AUGGACGACAUAUUCAUUCAGCCGGAGGACCUCCGUCCCUCUGUCGAAGAACCCGAGGAUGGUUCAAGCUUGGAGCCCGACUCCGACACUGAUUCUGAUGCCGACGCAUCAAUAAAAUCAACCAACUCGUACUCCUCACGCAACCUCCAAGUAACAAUGGAAAAUAACCGCCGCUACGCCGACGACUCUUACUUCAUGCCCAACGACGAGUCCGAACUAACACGCCUCAACAUCGUCCACCAAAUCUACUUAAUCCUCCUAGACGGCCGCCUGACGACCGCCCCACUACAAAUGGAACGGCCUCGCAUUCUCGACAUCGGCACCGGACCCGGCGACUGGGCCAUUGGAAUGAGCGCCGAGCAUCCAAAUGCCCAAAUCAUAGCCUCAGACAUCGGAGUCUUCGAUUCAGGCCUAGGCCACCUCUCCCUACCAAACGUCGACUUCCAACUCGCAGAUGCCAAAUCGCAAUGGACCUACCACGAACCAUUCGACCUAAUCCACAUCCGCGGCCUCUCCGGCGCCUUUAAUAACUGGCACGCCAUCUACACCCAGGCUCUCGCCCACCUCAAACCCGGCGGAUACAUCGAAGUCGCCGACGCCGAUCCCGCCGGCGAUACGGUUGCAACCGAAGAGCCGUCCCAUCUCCGCACAUACGCCGCAGCCCUCCGCGCCGCAGCAGACGAAACGGGAUACCCCCGCGACCUAAGACAUCUCCGAACAGACGCCCUCUCGGAAGCAGGUUUCGUAGGCGUCCGCGUGCAAGAACGCUCCAUCCCGAUCGGUCUGUGGCCCGAAGACCCCCACGAGAAAACGCUCGGUAAGAUGGCGCUGAUUGCGCUGCUUGAGGGACUUGAGGCGUAUGCGCUACGCACGUUGACUCGUUCUGGGCGCUGGUCGCUUGACGAGGCGAAGGAUUUGUGCGAGAAGGUUAGAGGCGAGUGUGUCUCUGCGAGGGGGCUUACGGCUAGAGUGAGGAUUGUUACGGGAAGGAAGCCUGUUUCUUUUGCGCAGAGGAGGGGGGAGGUUCUUGCGAGGGCUAUGGCUAAGGUUAAGGUACUUAAUGAAGGGCCUGAUUUACCGAAGGAUGAGUAG
Penicillium cinerascens is the source of this 1092-nucleotide messenger RNA. Its product is annotated as class I SAM-dependent methyltransferase. NCBI's taxonomy places the organism in Eukaryota, Fungi, Ascomycota, Eurotiomycetes, Eurotiales, Aspergillaceae. The coding region runs from base 1 to 1092 and encodes 363 amino acids. The transcript has 2 exons. The record is from RefSeq and is a predicted model, not a curated record. Gene Ontology annotation, molecular function: methyltransferase activity.